Messenger RNA from Triticum turgidum subsp. durum (durum wheat), 2799 nucleotides. The record is from the annotation of a GenBank genome assembly. Lineage: Eukaryota; Viridiplantae; Streptophyta; Magnoliopsida; Poales; Poaceae.
AUGGGUUCUUUGGCGGCAGCCAACGGGGCCGGUCAUGCGAGCAAUGGCGCCGGCGUCGCGGACCAGGCGCUGGCGCUGGAGAACGGCACCGGCAAUGGGCACAAGGCCGGCGUCGCCAACCGAGCGACGCCGGCACUGCAGGCGAACGGCGGCAGCAAGGUGGCGAAGAAGAUCAGCCCGAAGGACAAGUACUGGGUGGCCGCCGACGAGGGGGAGAUGGCGGCCGCCAUAGCGGACGGCGGCGAGGACGGCCGGCGGCCGCUGCUGUACCGGACGUUCAAGGUCAAGGGCAUCCUCCUGCAUCCCUACAGGAAAAAUGAGCUUAGUAAUCCGAGUCUUAAUGAUCACGAGCCAAUCUUUAACAAGCUGGUGCUUUGCCGACUGAAAGCACUCGUAGGCCUGCUGCAAAUGGAAAUGUUGCUGAGCUUGAUCAGAUUGGUUGCUAUCGUCCUAUUUUUCAUAUGGCGUGUCAGGCACCCAUACGCUGAUGGCAUGUGGCUCUGGUGGAUAUCGAUGGUUGGGGAUCUUUGGUUUGGCGUCACUUGGUUGCUAAACCAAGUUGCAAAGCUCAACCCUGUCAAGCGUGUCCCCAACCUUACCCUCUUGGAACAGCAGUUUGAUCUCCCUGACGGCAACUCCAACCUUCCUUGCCUUGAUGUCUUCAUCAACACCGUUGAUCCCAUUAAUGAACCUAUGAUAUACACUAUGAACUCCAUCAUAUCCAUCCUUGCUGCAGACUAUCCAGUUGACAAGCAUGCUUGCUACCUCUCAGAUGAUGGUGGGUCAAUAAUCCAUUAUGAUGGCUUGCUUGAGACUGCAAAAUUUGCUGCAUUAUGGGUUCCCUUUUGCCGAAAACAUUCCAUUGAGCCAAGAGCCCCUGAGAGCUAUUUUUCUUUGAAUACACGCCCAUACACUGGAAAUGCACCACAAGACUUUGUCAACGACCGCAGGCACAUGUGUAGAGAGUAUGAUGAGUUCAAGGAGCGGUUAGAUGCACUUUUUACCCUUAUUCCCAAACGGUCAGAUGUGUACAAUCAUGCUGCUGCCAAAGAAGGUGCAAAGGCAACUUGGAUGGCAGAUGGGACACAGUGGCCAGGCACAUGGAUUGACCCAGCUGAAAAUCAUAAGAAAGGACAACAUGUUGGAAUUGUUAAGGUUAUGUUGAAACAUCCAAGUUAUGAACCAGAACUUGGUCUAGGAGCAAGCACCAACAGUCCUCUAGACUUCAGUGCAGUUGAUGUGCGCCUCCCAAUGCUCGUUUACAUCUCCCGCGAGAAGAGUCCAAGCUGUGAUCAUCAAAAGAAGGCAGGUGCCAUGAAUGUACAGUUGCGAGUCUCUGCCCUCCUGACCAAUGCGCCCUUCAUCAUCAACUUCGAUGGUGACCACUACGUCAACAACUCUAAAGCCUUCCGUGCUGGCAUAUGUUUCAUGCUCGAUCGCCGUGAAGGUGACAAUACUGCCUUUGUCCAGUUUCCCCAACGCUUCGAUGAUGUUGAUCCCACAGAUAGGUACUGCAAUCACAAUCGUGUCUUCUUUGACGCCACCUUGCUCGGCCUCAAUGGCAUCCAAGGGCCGUCUUAUGUUGGCACUGGUUGCAUGUUCCGCCGUGUCGCACUUUACGGUGUUGACCCACCUCGCUGGAGACCUGAUAACGUCAAGAUCGUGGACAGCUCCACCAAGUUUGGCAGUUCAGCAUCAUUCAUCAGCUCAAUACUGCCAGCAGCAGACCAAGAACGCUCCAUCAUGUCGCCGCCGGCACUUGAAGAGCCUGUCAUGGCUGACUUAGCUCAUGUCAUGACAUGUGCAUAUGAGGACGGGACUGAAUGGGGCAGAGAAGUUGGUUGGGUGUACAACAUUGCAACUGAGGAUGUGGUGACCGGCUUCCGGCUGCACCGGAAUGGGUGGCGAUCCAUGUACUGCCGCAUGGAGCCAGAUGCAUUCGCCGGCACCGCACCAAUCAACCUCACUGAGCGGCUCUACCAGAUCUUGCGCUGGUCAGGGGGCUCCCUUGAGAUGUUCUUCUCGCGGAACUGCCCACUCCUGGCUGGCCGCCGCCUCCACCCAAUGCAAAGAAUUGCCUAUGCCAACAUGACAGCCUACCCAGUUUCAUCUGUCUUUCUUGUGUUCUAUCUCCUCUUUCCGGUGAUAUGGAUCUUCCGUGGGCAAUUCUACAUACAGAAGCCAUUUCCCACGUAUGUGUUGUACCUCGUCAUCGUCAUCGCCCUGACCGAGUUAAUCGGUAUGGUUGAGAUCAAGUGGGCUGGGCUCACGCUGCUGGACUGGAUCCGCAACGAGCAGUUCUACAUUAUUGGUGCAACAGCCGUGUACCCUACAGCAGUAUUUCACAUAGUGCUGAAGUUGUUUGGCCUGAAGGGCGUUUCAUUCAAGCUGACGGCGAAACAGGUAGCAAGCAGUACCAGCGACAAGUUUGCUGAACUGUAUGCCGUGCAGUGGGCUCCGAUGCUGAUCCCUACCAUGGUGGUGAUAGCGGUGAAUGUCUGUGCCAUUGGCGCGUCGAUAGGCAAGGCGAUAGUGGGAGGAUGGUCACUGAUGCAGAUGGCAGAUGCAGGACUUGGGCUGGUGUUCAACGCGUGGAUUCUGGUGCUGAUCUACCCGUUUGCUCUGGGUAUGAUUGGACGGUGGAGCAAGAGGCCCUACAUCCUGUUCAUUCUCUUUGUGAUUGUGUUUAUUUUGAUCGCCUUGGUGGAUAUCGCCAUCCAGGCCAUGCGCUCUGGGUUUGUUCGGUUCCACUUCAAAAGCUCAGGUGGCGCCACUUUUCCCACAAGCUGGGGUUUGUAA